UGAGAGCACCCAGGGAGCCAUCCGUAGGCCUACCUUCUCAACCCUGGGAACCGUGAGGCGUCUCUGAAGGCUCUUCUUUCUGCCUGCUAUGAUGUUUAAGUUUCAUUUGGCCCCAAGGGGCCUGAGGCUCCUGAGUAUCCGACAUGCCUCUAUAAUGCCCCCCUCAAAUACCCAACACAUCAAGUACAAGCCCAUCAAGAAAGUCAUGGUGGCCAACCGAGGUGAGAUAGCCAUUCGAGUGUUCCGGGCCUGCACAGAACUUGGCAUCCGCACUGUGGCCGUGUAUUCCGAGCAGGACACUGGGCAGAUGCAUCGGCAGAAGGCAGAUGAGGCGUACCUCAUUGGACGUGGUCUUAGCCCAGUGCAGGCCUACCUGAACAUCGCAGACAUCAUCAAGGUGGCCAAGGAGAAUAACGUCGAUGCCAUUCACCCCGGCUAUGGGUUCUUGUCGGAGCGUGCUGAUUUUGCUCAGGCCUGUCUGGAAGCUGGGAUCAAAUUCAUUGGUCCCAGCCCUGAGGUGGUGCGCAAGAUGGGGGACAAGGUGGAGGCCCGGGCCAUUGCCAUUGCUGCAGGUGUCCCAGUGGUUCCAGGCACAGACACCCCCAUCUCCUCCUUACACGAGGCUCAUGAAUUCUCCAAAACCUAUGGCCUCCCAAUUAUCUUCAAAGCUGCCUAUGGAGGCGGGGGUCGUGGCAUGAGGGUCGUACAAAACUUUGAGGAGUUGGAUGAGAAUUUUAACCGGGCUUAUUCCGAGGCCUUGGCCGCCUUUGGGGAUGGGACACUGUUUGUGGAAAAAUUCAUUGAGAAUCCACGUCACAUUGAAGUGCAAAUUCUGGGGGACCAGCAUGGGAACAUUGUGCACCUCUAUGAACGGGACUGCUCAAUCCAGCGGAGGCAUCAGAAGGUGGUGGAGAUCGCUCCGGCCACUCUCCUGGACACCCAACUCCGGAAUCGCCUGACCAGUGACUCGGUCAAGUUAGGCAAGCAGGUUGGCUAUGAGAAUGCGGGCACAGUGGAGUUCCUCAUAGACAAACAUGGCAAACACUAUUUCAUCGAGGUCAAUUCUCGCCUACAAGUGGAGCACACGGUCACCGAGGAGAUCACCCAUGUAGACCUCGUCCAUGCCCAGAUCCAUGUAGCUGAGGGCCGGAGCCUGCCGGAUCUGGGCCUUCUGCAAGAGAAUAUUCGAAUCAGUGGUUGUGCAAUCCAGUGUCGGGUGACAACGGAGGACCCAUCCCGAGGCUUCCAGCCAGACACCGGCCGGAUUGAGGUGUUCCGUAGUGGUGAGGGGAUGGGCAUCCGCUUGGACAAUGCCUCUGCCUUCCAAGGGUCAGUCAUCUCCCCGCACUAUGAUUCCCUGUUGGUCAAAGUCAUAGCCCAUGGAAAGGACCACCCCACAGCUGCCACCAAGAUGAGCCGGGCACUGGCUGAGUUCCGGGUCCGAGGGGUAAAGACCAACAUCCCCUUCCUGCAGAAUGUUCUCAACAACCAGCAGUUCCUGGCGGGCACCGUGGAUACCCAGUUCAUCGAUGCAAACCCCGAGCUCUUCCAGAUGCGGCCUGUACAGAACCGGGCCCAGAAGCUGCUGCACUACCUGGGUCACGUCAUGGUAAAUGGGCCCCAGACCCCGAUCCCUGUCAAGGCCAGCUCCAGCCCCACGGAUCCCAUCAUCCCCCCCGUCCCCAUGGGCCCGCCUCCACCUGGUUUCAGAGACAUCCUGCUGCGUGAAGGUCCCGAGGGCUUUGCCCGGGCCGUGCGGAACCACAAGGGGCUGCUGCUAAUGGACACGACCUUCCGGGAUGCCCAUCAGUCCUUGCUGGCCACACGAGUGCGGACCUACGACCUCAAGAAGAUCGCCCCCUAUGUCGCCCACAGCUUCAACGACCUUUUCAGUCUGGAGAACUGGGGGGGAGCCACGUUUGACGUUGCCAUGCGCUUCCUGUACGAGUGUCCGUGGCGGAGGCUGCAGGAGCUCAGAGAGCUCAUCCCCAACAUCCCCUUCCAGAUGCUGCUGCGGGGCGCCAACGCCGUGGGCUACACCAACUACCCCGACAACGUGGUCUUUAAGUUCUGCGAGGUGGCCAAGGAGAACGGGAUGGACGUGUUCCGCGUCUUCGAUUCCCUCAACUACAUGCCCAACCUGCUGCUGGGCAUGGAGGCGGCGGGCAGUGCCGGGGGCGUGGUGGAGGCAGCCAUCUCCUACACGGGCGACGUGGCCGACCCCACGCGCACCAAGUACUCCCUGCAGUACUACAUGGACCUGGCCGAGGAGCUGGUGCGGGCGGGGACGCACAUCCUGUGCAUCAAGGACAUGGCGGGCCUUCUGAAGCCGGCCGCUUGCACCCUGCUGGUGGGCGCCCUCCGAGACCGCUUCCCGGAGCUCCCCCUGCACAUCCACACCCACGACACGGCCGGCUCCGGGGUGGCCAACAUGCUGGCCUGUGCCCAGGCGGGGGCGGACGUGGUGGACGUGGCCGUGGACUCCAUGUCGGGGAUCACGUCCCAGCCCAGCAUGGGGGCCCUCGUGGCCUGCACUCUGGGGACCCCCUUCGACACAGGGGUGCCUUUGGAGCGGGUGUUUGACUACAGCGAAUACUGGGAGGGCGCCCGCGGCCUGUACGCCCCCUUCGACUGCACGGCCACCAUGAAGUCCGGGAACUCGGACGUGUACGAGAACGAGAUCCCGGGAGGCCAGUACACGAACCUGCACUUCCAGGCCCACAGCAUGGGGCUGGGCAACAAGUUCAAAGAAGUCAAGAAGGCCUACGUGGAGGGCAACCAGAUGCUGGGGGACCUCAUCAAGGUGACCCCUUCCUCCAAGAUCGUGGGGGACCUGGCCCAGUUCAUGGUGCAGAACGGGCUGAGCCGAGCCGAGGUGGAGGCCAAGGCCGAGGAACUGUCCUUCCCGCGCUCGGUGGUGGAGUUCUUGCAGGGCUACAUCGGCAUACCCUACGGGGGCUUCCCCGAACCCUUUCGAUCCAAGGUCCUGAAGGACCUGCCCCGGGUCGAGGGGCGGCCGGGCGCUUCCAUGACUGCCCUGGACUUGGCGAAGCUGGAGAAGGAGCUGAAGGAGCGCAACGAGGAGAUCACCCCCGAGGACGUGCUGUCGGCCGCCAUGUACCCCGACGUCUUUCAGCAGUACAAGGACUUCACGGCCACCUUCGGGCCCCUGGAGUGCCUCAACACCCGCCUCUUCCUGCAGGGGCCCAAAGUCGCCGAAGAGUUUGAGGUAGAGCUGGAACGGGGCAAAACGCUGCACAUCAAGGCCCUGGCCCUGGGGGACGUGAACCGGGCCGGCCAGAGGCAGGUGUUCUUCGAGCUCAACGGGCAGGUGCGCUCCCUCCUCGUCAAGGACACCCAGGCCAUGAAGGAGAUGCAUUUCCACCCCAAGGCCCUGAAGGACGUCAGGGGCCAGAUCGGGGCCCCGAUGCCCGGCAAGGUGAUCGACAUCAAGGUGAAGGUGGGGGACAAGGUGGCCAAGGGGGCGCCGCUGUGCGUGCUGAGCGCCAUGAAGAUGGAGACCAUGGUGACGGCGCCCCUGGAGGGCACCAUCGCCAAGGUCCACGUGACUCGCGACAUGACUCUGGAGGGCGACGACCUCAUCUUGGAGAUUGAGUGACCGGCAUUCCCUCGUCCCCAGUGCCUUAGCGGUAGAGGCCUGCUCGCCCCCUCCUUCAGGAAAGCGCGGCCGCGGCCCACCUGGAGGCCAGCACCCGGGGCAAGGGCAGGCCGACCCUGGGACCGGCUGCUCCCCAGGAAGGGGUGCGAGAGCCCUCCCUCUCCACCAUCUCCUUCCCCCACUGCCCAUCGUGUCCUGCCCUCUGCGGGACGUGUUUCUUUGCCAAAUCGGCGCCCUCUCUUUGGGGAGAGUGGGGGGUCCAGGCCAGGAAGGUCCGGGGGACACGACCCCCUCAUCUCAGCCUUGAAAGACUCAGAAACUCAAUAAAGCCAAUUGUCAUCUCGC
This is a messenger RNA of Gracilinanus agilis (Agile Gracile Mouse Opossum), 3964 nucleotides long. RefSeq names its product pyruvate carboxylase (gene PC). The record is from RefSeq and is a predicted model, not a curated record. The coding region runs from base 89 to 3619 and encodes 1176 amino acids. The transcript is spliced from 21 exons. Gene Ontology annotation, cellular component: cytoplasm. Gene Ontology annotation, molecular function: ATP binding; pyruvate carboxylase activity; metal ion binding. Gene Ontology annotation, biological process: gluconeogenesis; pyruvate metabolic process. Lineage: Eukaryota; Metazoa; Chordata; Mammalia; Didelphimorphia; Didelphidae.